CGGCCUGGCAUCUUGUUCAUCCAUGGUGGAGGAAGGGUGAUGGGAAAUGUUUAUGUCGGUCUUUCCGCAGUCAGUCAUCUUAUAAAGGAGAUGGAUGCCGUGAUCAUCAGCGUCAAUUAUCGUCUUUCUCCAGACCACCCCGGCAUUGCGGCAGUCGAAGACUGUUAUGCCUCGCUCGUGUGGAUGUCGGAAAACCUGGAGGCGUACAAUGUCGACCUAGAUCGCUUCAUGAUCGCGGGGGUCUCUGCCGGUGCAGGGCUUGCCGCGGGAACGGCACUUCUUGCGAGAGAUCGCAAAGGACCAAGGGUCUGCGCCCAGCUGCUUGUCUGCCCAAUGCUCGACGACCGAUGCACCAACCUUUCGAGCCUCCAGUUUGAAGAUGGCAGGGGCUUCUACACUGCUUGGAACCGAUAUGCGUGGUCCUGCAUCCUAGGCUCUCACCCUGAAACUGACGACGUCAGCAUCUACGUCGCCCCUGGACGGGCAAAUGACCUGUCAAACCUCCCCCGCGCUUAUAUCGAUGUUGGAUCGGGUGAACCAUUUCGCGAUGAGAAUAUUUCAUAUGCCAUGAAGUUAUGGGAAUGCGGCGUGCAAGCCGACUUGCAUGUUUCUGGUGGAGGGUGUCACGGCUUUGAUUUGUUUUUCUCCACAGAGCUGGGGGCUGAGGCCAUUAGGACUAGAAAUGGUUGGCUGAGGAGGAUACUG
Molecule: messenger RNA, 705 nt
Organism: Ilyonectria robusta
Lineage: Eukaryota; Fungi; Ascomycota; Sordariomycetes; Hypocreales; Nectriaceae
Product: Alpha/Beta hydrolase protein
Exons: 1
Molecular function (GO): hydrolase activity
Source: RefSeq, a predicted model, not a curated record